Messenger RNA from Macrosiphum euphorbiae (potato aphid), 294 nucleotides. Lineage: Eukaryota; Metazoa; Arthropoda; Insecta; Hemiptera; Aphididae. The record is from the annotation of a GenBank genome assembly.
AUGCCACCUUUAUCCUUAUGGGACCCAAGAAAUGCGGUUUUAUCGUGGACUAAUGAAACAUGUCUCCGAGUGAAAGAUACUCCUAAAGCACGCGAACAAAGUUGGUUCAAAGGAGUGUUCGCAGAAGCAUCUCAAACUCAAGGUCUAAAAAGGGUUUUACAAGAUAUUGAAAAUAAUAAAGCGGAAAAGCAUUCCAAAAACAGACAAUUCAAAAAAAUAAUUUUCAUCCAUAAAUGUUUAAAAAUAUUAUUAUUAUUAUGUUUAAUAACCAAUUGUUUACUCAAUAAUUCAUAA